AUGCUCCCUCUGAGAUAUAUAUGUCACGCUGCUUUCCCCCUUGGCAUCAUCUUUGGUUACCACUACCCUGAUCCUUAUCCUCCCGCAUGGAUCAACGAUAACCCCUUCGCUCCUAUCGAUCCGGUCCUCAACGCUCCCGCCGGACCGGUCGUCACCCACAGCAACAACUACGAUGAGGUGGAUGAUAUGAACAUCCCCGGCUUCGGUCUCUCACCCGACUUCAAGUGGGAGGCCCUCGGCAAGUUCAUCCAGGAAGCCGCCUCGGUCAACCCUCGCUUCCUCGGCGGCGUCGCUCCCUCCGUCGUCUCUUCGGACACGGAAUCUACCGCAAUCCCUCCUCUCGUUCCUGCGCCCACGCUCCCGGCCGUCUUCAAGGCCAAGGGCACCUACUCCGGCCCGUACUCGGUUCAUGACUCGAGCGAGUCUGGCUCGGAGCGGUCACUCAAGCUGGUGGUUGCGCGGCAGCAGAGCAAGGCCAAGAUUUCCCGCGAGAACCGCGCCGACCGUCUUCAGGCCGAUGGUACGCUCCGGAGCCCCGGGUGCAUCCAUUGCCAGCGGGGCGGCAAGGAGUGCAAGAUGCUGGGUGGCAAUGUCAAUUGUGGGGAGUGUACCAGGAAUGGUUCGGUGUGUUCCUUCAACCGGUGCAAGAAGCGCAAGGUCGGUGCCGAUGGUGGUGAUGGGAGGAUGCCGCCGCCCCCUCCCCCUCCAUCUUCCGCCAGCUCGGCUAUCCUCUCUUCUGCUGGCUCCGACGCCGGAUCCUCUACCGGCUCGGACGUCCUCUUUAUCGCCAAACCCAUGUCCCUUCAGGACUUCCUUUUCAUCACCGCCGAGAUGAUGGAGACCUCCAAGGCUCGGUACCUUCACGACCAGGCCAACCUCGCUCGUCUCAGCGACAACAUCAAGUACGCGAUCGACGCCCAGGUCGGUCACGCUGUGGCUUAG
Messenger RNA from Dioszegia hungarica, 942 nucleotides. RefSeq lists its product as uncharacterized. The coding region runs from base 1 to 942 and encodes 313 amino acids. Lineage: Eukaryota; Fungi; Basidiomycota; Tremellomycetes; Tremellales; Bulleribasidiaceae. The record is from RefSeq and is a predicted model, not a curated record. The transcript is spliced from 4 exons.